This is a messenger RNA of Fonsecaea erecta, 1029 nucleotides long. RefSeq lists its product as hypothetical. The transcript has a single exon. Bases 1 to 1029 code for a protein of 342 amino acids. NCBI's taxonomy places the organism in Eukaryota, Fungi, Ascomycota, Eurotiomycetes, Chaetothyriales, Herpotrichiellaceae. The record is from RefSeq and is a predicted model, not a curated record. Gene Ontology annotation, cellular component: nucleus.
AUGGAGCCCAUCGUCAAUGUCCUGCUAGCCACCUUCCCCGGCCUGUCGCUUCCUCAGACGCUCUGUCUUCGCUUGCCAGCUUCCUCGACGACCGCAGAUUUACUAGACGCUAUAUCAGAGCUGUUACCGUCUAAUUUCCCAGACACCACGCGGCUGACCGUGACCUCAACCCCGAAUAAAUGUGUACUUCCUUCGUCUGCGAUCACGGUUGGAGAAUUGACCUCCUCUUCAUCGUGCCGCCAGAAUGUCUGCAGCAGCUCUCUACUCCCUCUCCGGCUGUCUGCGCCCCUGGUGGGCGGGAAAGGUGGGUUUGGCUCCCAGCUCAGAGCCGCUGGUGGCCGGAUGUCAGCCCGCAAGAAAAAGCAGAAUGCCGAGCUAGCGUCAGGGAGUGCUCGCAAUCUUGACGGGAGAAGGCUGCGGACAAUAAGAGAGGCCAAAAAUCUUGCAGCAUACUUGGCUACGAAGCCGGAAAUGGAACGAAAAGAGAAGGAAGAACGACGCAAGAGAUGGGAGCAGGUCAUCGAACUCGCUGAACAAAGGGAAGCCGACAUGCGAGCAGGUAAGGGUCCGGACGGGCGGCGCAAAGGACUCAGUGAUGAGUGGAUAGAGACCAAGGAGGAGGUGGGAGAGAAUGUGCGAAAUGCCGUGAAGAUGGCUCUGUUGGCAAGUGCAGAGAAAGAAGACUCCAAGGGGUCCAUGGCACAAGAAGGAGAUAGCAGUGGCAGCGGUGGCUCUGGCGCUGCCAGUGACGAAGAUAGCGACGAGGAAGAUGUGAUGGAGCUGGACCCAGACGACAUGUCCCGGCUGAGAUCAGAAGCUGAAGCUGGAGAUGUCGACGCCAUCUGGGUUUUGCAGAACCGACUCAAGAUCCCCUCGCAUCUCUUGCCAAAGCCCAAGCAACCAGUGCGGCGGUUUGUAGGGUUUGACGACGAAGAUGACACUACGGACAGUGACGACGGCGACGACGACGAGAAAGAGGGAGACGUUGUCGAAGGAAAAGGCAAGCAGAAGGUUGCCAGCACUCUAUAG